AUGGCGUCAUUGACACCUCAUGCUCUUCUCCACUAUCCGGAGCCGUCCAUCCGUCCCAUCGGACGGUUCUCCGCUCGCCACCUCGGCUCCCACUCCCCACUCGUUUCCUCUAGUAAUAUUAUACGAGGAAACGAGGGAGCCGCUCGCCACGUCAUCCAACCCCUCAAUAAACUAUCUUUUGCAACCAUGGCAUCUUAG
Messenger RNA from Dovyalis caffra, 198 nucleotides. The record is from the annotation of a GenBank genome assembly. NCBI's taxonomy places the organism in Eukaryota, Viridiplantae, Streptophyta, Magnoliopsida, Malpighiales, Salicaceae.